Molecule: messenger RNA, 5780 nt
Organism: Scomber scombrus (Atlantic mackerel)
Lineage: Eukaryota; Metazoa; Chordata; Actinopteri; Scombriformes; Scombridae
Product: NACHT, LRR and PYD domains-containing protein 12-like
Exons: 22
Coding region: 53-4870 (1605 amino acids)
Molecular function (GO): protein binding
Source: RefSeq, a predicted model, not a curated record
GAGCAGGUGGAUGAUGGCUGACGUCUGAAGCAGACUGACUGAAGUCCACAAGAUGAGUGCUUGGGUUGAGGAAGAGGAGGAGGACAGAGAAGAGCAUCCUGUGUCCAACUUCCUGUCUAUGAAGAGUGACCAGGACAACAAUCACCCUCCAGACUUCAGUAAUGAACCUGAACCCUCAAACACAAAAGGUCAGACUGACUACAGACAGAGAGCAGAGUAUCCAGCAUCAGACUGUCUGUCUAUGAAGAGUAACUGGUCCAAUCGUCAUCCUCCAAACUUCAGUAAUGAACCUGAACCCUCAGACACAAAACGUCAGACUGACUACAGACAGAGAGCAGAGUAUCCAGCAUCAGACUGUGUGUCUAUGAAGAGUGACUGGUCCAAUCGUCAUCCUCCAAACUUCAGUAAUGAACCUGAACCCUCAGACACAAAACGUCAGACAAGGCGAAGAAAGAGAGCAGAGUAUCCAGCAUCAGACUGUGUGUCUAUGAAGAGUGACUGGUCCAAUCUUCAGCCUCCAGACUUCAGUAAUGAACCUGAACCCUCAGACACAAAACGUCAGACUGACUACAGAAAGAGAGCAGAGUAUCCAGCAUCAGACUGUGUGUCUAUGAAGAGUGACUGGUCCAAUCGUCAUCCUCCAGACUUCAGUAAUGAACCUGAACCCUCAGACACAAAACUUCAGACAAGGCGAAGAAAGAGAGCAGAGUAUCCAGCAUCAGACUGUCUGUCUAUGAAGAGUAACUGGUCCAAUCGUCAUCCUCCAGACUUCAGUAAUGAACCUGGACCCUCAGACACAAAACGUCAGACAAGGCGAAGAAAGAGAGCAGAGUAUCCAGCAUCAGACUGUGUGUCUAUGAAGAGUAACUGGUCCAAUCGUCAGCCUCCAAACUUCAGUAAUGAACCUGAACCCUCAGACACAAAACGUCAGACUGACUACAGACAGAGAGCAGAGUAUCCAGCAUGGGACUGUGUGUCUAUGAAGAGUGACUGGUCCAAUCGUCAUCCUCCAGACUUCAGUAAUGAACCUGGACCCUCAGACACAAAAGAGAGGAUGAGGAAGAGGAGGAGUGGUGUCUCCAUGAAGCAGCUGUCCUGCUGUUCUUUGUGUCAGAACGUCCUGAAUGAUCCAGUCUCUACCAUCUGUAGACACUGGUUCUGCAGACAGUGCAUCAACUCAUACUGGGACCAGUCUGCUUCAUCUGGAGACUUCUCCUGUCCUCAGUGUGGAAAAAGAUUUAAAACAAGACCUGGACUGCAGACAGACAGUCAGACCAUCACUGUACAAAUGAGCGCUCCUCUCCUGGAGGUUUUACAUGUACAUAAGAUCAGUCUGGAGAUAAGAUGUUACUGUGUGACUGAAGGAACUGAUGAAGCAGGAAGUGAAGUCCUCCUCAACACCAUCUACACUGAGCUCUACAUCACAGAGGGACAGAGUGAAGAGGUUAAUACCCAACAUGAGGUGAAGCAGCUUGAGAGAGCUUCCAAGAUGGAGACCCUCAAUGAGACUCCAAUCAAGUGUCACGACAUCUUUAAAGUCUUACCAGCCAAAGACUUACCUGUUCAGUACUUACCUGACCAACAGAAAGACAUCAGGCUCGUCCUGACUUGUGGCGUCGCUGGUGUUGGAAAAACCUUCUCAGUGCAGAAGUUCACUCUGGACUGGGCACAGGGUUUGGAAAACAAAGAUAUCAUUCUGGUGAUUCUGUUUUCGUUCAGGGAGUUGAACCUGAUCAAAGAUGAGCAGUACAGUCUUCUCAUGCUGAUCCACAUUUUCCAUCCAACAUUACAGAAGCUCACAGCAGAGAUGCUCGCUCUCUGUAAAGUCUUGUUCAUCUUUGACGGCCUGGAUGAAAGCAAACUUUCAUUAAAUUUCAACAACAGGAAAGUGGUAUCUGAUGUCACACAGAAGUCAUCAGUCAGCAUGCUGUUGACAAACCUCUUCAAGGGGAAUCUACUUCCCUCUGCUCUCAUCUGGAUAACUUCCAGACCUGCAGCAGCCAAUCAGAUCCCUCCUACAUGUGUUGACAGAGUAACAGAAGUACGAGGCUUCACUGACGCCCAGAAGGAGGAGUACUUCCGGAGGAGAUUCAGUGAUGAAGAGCUGUCCAACAGAAUCAUCUCACAAAUUAAGUCUUCCAGGAGCCUCCACAUCAUGUGUCACAUCCCAGUCUUCUGCUGGAUCACUGCUACAGUUCUGGAGCACAUGUUGACCACAGACCAGACAGGAGAGCUGCCAAAGACCCUGACUGAAAUGUACUCACACUUCCUGCUGGUUCAGACAAAGAGGAAGAAGCACAAGUAUGAUGAGGGACAUGAGACGAGUCCACAGGAGCUGACGGAGGCUGACAGGGAAGUUCUUCUGAAGCUGGGAAGGCUGGCGUUUGAACAUCUAAAGAAAGGAAACAUCCUGUUCUACCAAGAAGACCUGGAGCGGUGUGGUCUCGAUGUCUCAGAGGCCUCGGUGUACUCAGGAUUUUGUACAGAGAUCCUCAAAAGAGAGAGUGUGAUCUUCCAGAAAUCAGUCUACAGCUUUGUACAUCUGAGUGUUCAGGAGUUUCUGGCUGCAGUCUACAUGUACCACUGUUACACCAGCAGCAACACAGAGGUACUGAAGGCCUUCCUGGGAAAAGACUACAGUCGCUCAUCCCUGGAUGAAUUCCUGAUGAAAGCCAUGGAGAAAUCUCUCAAAAGCAGAAAUGGCCACCUGGACCUGUUUGUUCGUUUCCUUCAUGGCCUCUCUCUGGAGUCCAACCAGAGUCUCUUAGGAGGUCUGCUGGGUCAGACAGUCAACAGUCCAGAAAUCAUCCAGAGAGUCAUCAACAACCUGAAGAAGAAAACGACCAGAAUCUCUCCUGAUAGAAGCAUCAACAUCUUCCACUGUCUGAUGGAAAUGAACGACUGCUCAGUACAUCAGGAGAUCCAAGAGUUCCUGAAGUCAGAGAACACAUCAGAGAAGAAACUCUCUGACAUCCACUGCUCAGCUCUGGCCUACAUGCUGCAGAUGUCAGAGGAGGUUCUAGAUGAUCUGGACAUGAAUAAGUACAACACAUCGUACCUGGGACAACAGAGACUGAUCCCAGCUGUGAGGAACUGCAGAAAGGCUGUGUUUGAGAACUGUGGACUCUCAGAGACUCACUGUGAAGUCGUGGCCUCAGCUCUGAAGUCCAACCCCUCACAUCUCAGGGACCUGGACCUGAGUAAGAACAACCUGAAGGAUUCAGCCAUGACGUUUUUGUCUGAUGGACUGGAGAGUCCAAACUGUAGACUGGAGACUCUGAGAUUGAGUGACUGCAGUUUGUCAGAGAGCAGCUGGACUUCUCUGGCCUCAGCUCUGAAGAACAACCCCUCCCAUCUGAGAGAGCUGGAUCUCAGUCUCAACAUCCUGCAGGAUUCAGUAACGAAGCUGCUGUGUGAAUUUGUGGUGGAUCCAAACUGUAGACUGGAGACUCUGAGAUUGAGUGACUGCAGUUUGUCAGAGAGCAGCUGUGCUUCUCUGGUCUCAGCUCUGAAGAACAACCCCUCCCAUCUGAGAGAGCUGGAUCUCAGUCUCAACAUCCUGCAGGAUUCAGUAAUGAAGCUGCUGUGUGAAUUUGUGGUGGAUCCAAACUGUAGACUGGAGACUCUGAGAUUGAAGGACUGCAGUUUGUCAGAGACCAGCUGUGCUUCUCUGGUGUCAGCUCUGAAGAACAACCCUUCCCAUCUGAGAGAGCUGGAUCUGAGUGGAAACAAGCUGCAGGAUUCAGACGUGACACUGUUUUGUGAUUUUGUGGAGAGUCCAAACUCUAGUCUGAAGACUCUGAGAUUGAAGAGCUGCAGUUUGUCAGCGAUCAGCUGUGCUUCUCUGGUCUCAGCUCUGAAGAACAACCCCUCCCAUCUGAGAGAGCUGGAUCUGAGUUACAACAACCUGACGGAUUCAGUAAUGAAGCUUCUGUGUGACUUUGUGGAGAGUCCAAACUGUAAACUGGAGACUCUGAAACUGAAGCUCUGCUGUUUGUCAGAGAUCAGUUGUGCUUCUCUGGCCUCAGCUCUAAGGUCAAACCCCUCGGAUCUGAGAGUGCUGGAUCUGAGGUUCAACAACCUGAAGGAUUCAGACAUGAAGCUGCUGUCUGAUCUUAAGGAGAGUCCAGACUGUAGACUGGAGACUCUGAGAUUGAAGGACUACAGUCUGUCAGAGAUCAGCUGUGCUUCUCUGGUCUCAGCUCUGAAGAACAACCCCUCCGAUCUGAGAAAGCUGGAUCUGAGUGGAGACAAGCUGAAGGAAUCAGACGUGAAACAGAUGUGUGGCUUUAUGAAGAGUCCAAACUGUAGACUGGAGACUCUGAAUUUGUGGCGCUGCAGUUUGUCAGAGAUCAGCUGUGCUUCUCUGGUCUCAGCUCUGAAGAACAACCCCUCCCAUCUGAGAGAGCUGGAUCUGAGCUGGAACAAGCUGACGGAUUCAGUAAUGAAGCUGCUUUCUGAUUUUGUGGAGAGUCCAAACUGCAGACUGGAGACUCUGAAAUUGAGGUGGUGCAGUUUGUCAGAGAUCAGCUGUGUUUCUCUGGUCUCAGCUCUGAAGAACAACCCCUCCCAUCUGAUAGAGCUGGAACUGAGUAGAAACAACCUGCAGGAUUCAGUAAUGAAGCUGCUUUGUGAUUUUGUGGAGAGUCCAAACUGCAGACUGGAGACUCUGAGAUUGUGGGGCUGCAGUUUGUCAGAGAUCAGCUGUGCUUCUCUGGUCUCAGCUCUGAAGAACAACCCCUCCCAUCUGAGAGUGCUGGAUCUGAGAGGAGACAACAACAAGAUGAAGGAAUCAGACAGAAAACUGCUCUCUGAUCUUAAGGAGAGUCCAGACUGUAAACUGGAGACUGUGGACUAUAAUCCAUGGUGAAUAUGAGUGAACAUCCAGCAGUGUGUGUUGAGAGAGGAUCAGCUGUAUCCUGAUGAUCCAGAGAGGUUGAAGCAGCAGUUUGUGUGUAGAGAGGCUUUGACUGGACCAUGUUACUGGGAGGUAGAGUGGAGAGGAGAGCUUCAUCCAGCAGUGACUGACAGAGGAAUCAGAAUAAGUGGAGAUGACUCUCAGUGCUGCAGUCUGAACUGAUCUGAGAACAGCUCCACUGUCAGACACAAAGUCAAGUCCACCAUCAUCCCUGUGUGUUCCUCUGGAUCUGACAGAGUAUCAUCAGUGUAUCUGGACUGAUCUGCUGCUGCUCUGUCCUUCUACACACUGAGACUCCUCCACCAAACCACCUCCUCCAUCCCUUCUCCUCGACCUGAGUCUGGAUUUUGGUCCAUCUGGAUCAUUUCCAGCAGAGGCUUAUUCAGAAAGACCUCUAAACAUUAUGUCUUUAUUUAAUUUUUAAAUGUCUCUUUACUUUCAAUCAUGUCACCAUUUGAAUCACUUGGUAUUGUCAAAAUUAAGUACAAGCACUUAUAAAUUCUUCUCUACUUGACUAAAUGUACUCUGUUACUUUCCACCACUGCAGGCUGAACUCCUGUAAAGAUGAAAGUCACUGCAGUAUUUUUGUGUUGUAGCGCCACUGUGUGGAAUGAUGCAGUAUUGCAGCUACUUUACAGAUAAUCUUUCUUCAUAUUUUUAAUCAAAUUAUGAAGUAAAGUCAAAUGUCAUUCAUAUUAGUGCUAUGUUUUAAUACAUAUUUCUAUUUUUUGAUGAAUUCUGUAACUGAGUGUAUUAAUGCUGAUAUUAACACACCUGAUAUCCACAUCCCGUUUCACCUUUUUCCUGUGUAACACAAGUUGUCAGAUAUGAUAUAUGUUAAAUAAAGCUGAUUUAUUGUCAA